UUUAUGGGUUAUAGUACUCGACCCGUUUAUUGUCGUUCAUAGGGGAAGGUUGUCGUUGGAAGCACUCAACACAUUCAACUUUUCAAAACCGCAUUUGCAAGAAAUCAAAGAUAUGGAUCCAAAAUUAACAGAAGUUUCUCAGCUCUUCGAUCGAUUCAAGGCCGCGUUUCUCCGAAACGACUUCGAUUCCAGCUCCAAUCUUCUCUCACAGCUUAAGGUUUUACUAACAGGGUUCAGAAGCCUCCCACCCUUGUUUGCAGAUACUCCAAAUGCAGUUCAGGAGUUAACUAUAGCAAGGGAUAUAUAUGAGCAUGCUGUUGUUCUUAGUGUAAAAAUCGAGGAUCAAGAUGCCUUUGAAAGGGAUUUCUUCCAGUUGAAACCUUAUUAUACAGAUGCCCGUAAUCGUCUUCCACAAUCUCCUCAGGAGUACCCAAUACUUGGUCUCAACCUGUUGAGACUACUUGUGCAAAAUAGGAUUGCUGAAUUCCAUACUGAGUUGGAAUUACUUUCAUCCACUGCUCUAGAGAAUCCUUGUAUUAAGCAUGCUGUGGAGUUGGAGCAAUCUUUUAUGGAAGGGGCUUACAACCGUGUCUUGAGUGCUAGGCAGACAGUGCCACAUGAAACAUAUGUGUAUUUCAUGGAUCUUCUGGCAAAGACCAUCAGAGAUGAGAUAGCAGGAUGCAGUGAGAAGGCAUAUGAUUAUCUUUCAAUUAAUGAUGCUAAGCAAAUGUUGCUGUUUUCCAAAGACCAGGAACUCUUGGAGUAUAUCAAUGAGGAGCACCCUGAGUGGGAAAUUAAGAACGGUUCUGUCUUCUUUCAAAAGGCAAAAGAAUCUGCACCUUGCAAAGAAAUACCAUCUCUGCAACUCAUCAACCAAACACUUAGUUAUGCUAGGGAGUUGGAGAGGAUUGUCUGAAAAGAAUUCAUGCAAAUGGACCUGAGUUUUAAAGUUGUUUACUUCUGAUUCAUUGUGAAACUAAAAACUUAUUUUAUCUCUGUAUUGUUUCUUGGUGUACCUUUUCCUUUCCUGUGCUAAUAUUAUAAACGUGACUAUAA
This is a messenger RNA of Lathyrus oleraceus (garden pea), 1056 nucleotides long. RefSeq names its product 26S proteasome non-ATPase regulatory subunit 8 homolog A. The transcript is spliced from 6 exons. Gene Ontology annotation, cellular component: proteasome regulatory particle, lid subcomplex; cytosol; nucleus. Lineage: Eukaryota; Viridiplantae; Streptophyta; Magnoliopsida; Fabales; Fabaceae. The coding region runs from base 113 to 916 and encodes 267 amino acids. The record is from RefSeq and is a predicted model, not a curated record. Gene Ontology annotation, biological process: proteasome-mediated ubiquitin-dependent protein catabolic process.